Molecule: messenger RNA, 678 nt
Organism: Vicia villosa (hairy vetch)
Lineage: Eukaryota; Viridiplantae; Streptophyta; Magnoliopsida; Fabales; Fabaceae
Exons: 1
Coding region: 1-678 (225 amino acids)
Source: RefSeq, a predicted model, not a curated record
AUGGGAGAUUGGAAAGAUGGGAGUUGGCUUUGGGGAGAUCUUGGAAUUCCCGCUUCUCUUUCUUCUGGCCGGGCUGUUGGCAUCGACGGUCUUCUUCAGCUGUUUUCCGCAGCUACUGUUUCAAAUUAUCAGUCAGAUUCCAUCUUUUGGCAGCAUGAGGAAGGAGAUGUUUUUACUGUUUCUUCUUGCUAUAAUGUAUUGUGUAGACAUUAUAUUCCUUUUGGACCGGAUAAUUGCUAUGACUCGGCCUUUUUUGCUAUUUGGAAGGUGGAAGUUCCUAUAAAAGUAAAAGCGUUUGAAUGGAGGUGCUUUGUCAACAAAAUCUCAACUAAAGACUCGCUUUUGAGUAAAGGUAUUCUUAAUUCUUCUUCGAAUUUAGAAUGUGUUUUCUGUGAUGACUUUGAUGAGUCUUUGAAUCAUUCUUUUUUACUUUGUCGGAAUGUCGUUAUUGUUUGGAAGGAGAUGGUUGUCUGGAUAGGAAUGUGUUUUAACAGCAUUUUAGAUUUUAAAGAGAAUUUCUGGUUUUGGAGCUAUUUUUGUCACUUUAAGAAGGUCAAAAGAGAAAAGGAGAGAAUCGUUUGGAGUCUUUGGUUGCUUAGGAAUGAUAUAGUUUUUAACAAUUCUUCUUGGAAUUCGAGGGGUGUGGUUUGGAGUUGUAAAGCGCUUAUUUGGAGGUAG